CAGCUAAACAGCAUACUUGUAAUGCGCUUUUAACACAGUAACACACUACAUUGGUUUGCUGGGGCCUUCACGUACAGGUAAACAAUCAUGAAGAUAUACUUGGCAAUGACAAUUAUCAUCUGCUUGGCGGGAAAAGUCACCGCUCAUGGCGAACCCAGUAAUGGAAACACUGACGUUAACGCAAAUCACAAUUCAGUAGUGGGGAGUGCUGCAGUUUCUUCGCCUCCUCAACAAUUUACACCACAUCCUUGGCGCUUGGAUUUGACUAGUGCAUCUCAAUGGCUUACUUCCCAAACACCAUCGGGUUGGAAUUCACAGGGUAAAACUGGUUCUCCUCAAUUGGGGUUUCCCCAAUGGAAUUGGAAUAAACCACAGCCUGCAAGUACAACGGAUGAUAAAAAAACUGAUUCAACCGCAUCUUCUCCUACAAACACGCCUAAACAAGAGGGUUCUCCCGACAAGCCUCCUUCCAGUGCACCAGGCGAUGAUGACAACAAAUCAAAGUCUUCGCCUCCAGUGAGCUUACCACAGCCAGAACACGUGACUAUACCUCCUACCACAGGGCCGACACCCGGACCGAGAAUACCCAAGAUACCUAUUUCCGCAUGGGCGAAACUCGGACGGGGAACACAGGCUCCUGAACCACGGCCGAUACCCGGAACAAAUGAAGUGCAUCCCAGUGCAUCGAGUGUCGACAAGUCCUCGCCUGCAAUGAUCUUACCACAUGUCCCUCCACCCAUGUCUACUAUUCCGGGUCUUCCGAACGCCGGACGUUAUUGGAACAAAAAUCCAUUGCUUCCCAGUAUUGCCUCGGGUGCUGAUAACAAAGAUUCAAAGUCCUCGCCUGCACCAAGCUUACCACAGCCAGCCAUCACUCCGCCCGAGUCUGCUUCAGGAGCGGAUCAGAAAACCCCUCCCAUACCCUCAUCUGUAGUAGGCUUUGACAAACCUGAAAACGACGAGGACGAAGUGCCUAUAAGUUCAGCGAAAGAUGAAGUAAACCAUCCAACUGUCUCUGCUGCAACAAACGCGCCUAAAGAAGAGAGUUCUCCAACUCCGCCUUCUUUAAAUACAGCGGCAGACAGGAAAAUAGAUUCAACCGACUCUUCUGCAUCAAUAGCACAUGGACAAGAGAGUGCAGCGCCUGGACAAGAGAGUGCAGCGCCUGAACUAGAGAGUGCAGCGCCUAAACAAGAGAGUUCAGCGCCUCCAAAGACGCAUACUUCAAAAACGGAUCAGAAAACUGGCCCCAUAACCUCAUCUGUAGCGAGCUUUAAGAAUCCAAAAACCAACCAGGACGAAGUGCUUCCAAGUACAGCAGGAGAUAGACAAAAUGGUUUAACCGAAUCUUCUGCAACAAACAAGCCUGAACAAGAAAGUUAUCCCAACGGGCCUAAUUCAGAAACGGAUCAGAAAACUGGCCCCAAAACCUCUACUGUAGAAAGCUCUAACAAACCAGAAAACAACCAAGAUGUAAAGCCGUCAAGUACAUCAGGAGUUAAAGAAAGUGAUUCAACCAACGAGCCUGAUCCUGACUGUAUUCCGGACGUGCCUACUUCAGAAACUGAUCAGAAAAACGUUGACAAACCGAAUAACACCCAAGACAAGAACCCCCCCAAGGAAAAGCUAACAGAAGGGGUACAUAAAGAGCUACAAGCAACGGAAGAGGAAUUACCUACACCACCUAAAACAAAGAAACGUUUUAGAUGUAUGCCCGCAGAGAAAGGUGAGAAGAAACAAUGGAGGAUCGUAAGAUUCUUUAAAAGAAAAACUGAAAAACCAAAGCACAAUAAUUAGGAGAAUCUUGUAGUAGAAGCAAAUGCCAUAGGCUAUUCUUAUUUCAACUGCUUGUUUACGACUUAAAGAGGAGGAUUUGCACGAGAUUAUUAUUACUAACCAAACAGGAUUUCAGAAGUUAAAACAGGAAAGUAGUACAUUUUCUGUGUAUUCAGCUCAAGGUUUUUUGUAAUUUCUUAUAAUGAGUCAAAAUUUUCAUUUAUUAAUUUUACAGCACUCGCAAAUAAAUGUAUUUAAAAAAAGAAAAAAUCAAUAAACUGUUAUUGUUUA
Molecule: messenger RNA, 2067 nt
Organism: Macrosteles quadrilineatus (aster leafhopper)
Lineage: Eukaryota; Metazoa; Arthropoda; Insecta; Hemiptera; Cicadellidae
Product: proteoglycan 4-like
Exons: 22
Coding region: 88-1797 (569 amino acids)
Source: RefSeq, a predicted model, not a curated record